CACAAAACGGCCAAACUUUCCUGCAGCAGAUAUGGCCGUUAUCUGUUUCUACAGCCCACAGGAAAUGAAACAGCACCCUCUGUGUCAAUCAACAUUUGUGAUGGCAGGUUUUAAAUGGAAAAUAUCAUAGAAAACAGGCCUGAAUGUGUCAACAAAUAGCCAACCAAAUGUUGCACAUUGGGAAAGUCAAAUUGAACAAAGUGCUCUGAAGAAUAAGAUCACAUCAGUUUUACAUUAAUUUCCAGCAUCAAAGUAUCCAGAAAAGUAAGUCCAGCACAUCGUAAAUAAAUUAAAAGUCAUAAAGCUGACGUUUUCUUGCUAGCCUUUUAAAGCUGAACUCUAGAAUUAAUCUCAAGGCCUGAGCAGCAUGAAGGAUGAGAUAAUGUCUUUGGAGCCGACGUCUUGGUGAAGCAAAGGGUUGGAUAGCGUGACAGAUAGAGAGUGCGCAUCUUUUAAACACAGCACUAGAGAGAGGAGCAGCACGCAGCACGGGAGCAAACAAACCAUGAUGGAUCUUUAUGUCAGAGGCACCACGUGGAUAAUACUCAUGCUCUUUAUGAUUCCAGACCUUACCCACAGCAGUUCUUGCCCCAGCAGCUGCCGAUGCAGCCCUCAAGGCGCUGCCAUCUGUAUUGGCUCCACCAUCACGGAUAUACCGCCUCUGCCUGUCCACACGUACCUGCUGCAGCUUAGUGGUACAAACAUGAAUGUCAUAAAUGAGCAAAGUUUAGCAAAUCUGGACCUCCUGCUGCGUUUCGGUCUCAUAAAGAGUCAUCUACACACCGUCCAUCCUCGGGCUUUCCUCGUAGCUCCCCAGCUCAAGUCUGUCAAGCUGUCAUCUAACGAUCUCUCGACCCUUCCUUCUCGAGUGUUCAGUCCACUUGCUACUCUUGAGCAGCUGCAUCUAGAUGGGAACCAGUUUGAGAACAUUCAUCCAGAUAUGUUUGAAGGACUCGGCGGGUUGCAGGACCUGGACCUAAGCCGCAACAAACUCAGGAGUCUUGAUUCAGACAUAUUUGAAGGCCUGUCCAACCUCACCUUUCUGAAUCUUGGAAGGAACUUCAUAAAGAAGCUUCCUCCUACCAUCUUUCACUCCUUGACUAAACUUCAGCAGCUUAUACUCUAUUACAACGAACUAGAAUUUCUAGAAGCUGACAUCUUUGACAAACUCAUCAACCUCGUGGAGCUAAAACUCCAUCAUAACCAGAUUGCCAGCCUUCCACCUAAAGUCUUCUGGCCUCUGGGGAACCUGAAAACCCUGACCUUAUCCUCCAACCAACUUCAGACCGUCCCAGAAAAAAGCUUCUACAACAUGCCAAAGUUGAUCAAACUCACCAUUUACAAGAAUCCACUAUUAUCUCUACCAGAUGAGCUGAUGGGUCACAUGCCUGACAUGACAGAGUUUUAUCUAUAUGCCACCAACCUCAUCACGGUUCCUGGAAAUUUGUUUGCUAACAUGUCUGGGCUGCUGAUGCUGAACUUCCAUUUAAAUGACAAUCUGAGGGACCUUCCACCAGAUGUUUUCUGCUGUCUUCCAAACCUUCAGAAGCUCUCGCUGAAAUCCAACAACCUCCAUUAUCUUCAUCCCCAGCUAUUCUCCAAACUAACCAACCUGAAGAAACUUCACCUCAAUGACAAUAAGUUGUAUGGCCUACCAGAAAAUAUCUUUAAGGGUCUUGGAGAGAUUCUUGAAAUUUUAUUAACGAAUAACAACCUUAGCAGUCUUCCAGGAGAUAUUUUCGUGUCCCUUCCAGCUUUGAUGAAUCUGACUCUGAGUGGAAACCCCUGGGGUUGUAAUUGUGCUAUCAGAGGCAUUGCAAGAUGGAUAAGACACAAUGAGCAUGUGCUUUGGGACAGAGAUGACGUGAUGUGUCAUAAUCCAGUCUACCAGCUGCUGCGUACCGUUGGCUCACUGCGUGAUGAAGAGUUCAGCUUUUGCAGUGCUACAAGAGCCAAGAGUUUUCCUCUACAAGAUUUGAGCUGGUCACCAACACAACCACUCCACAGUUUGUCAACCUCUGGACAAACAUCAGGUUUAACUUCCAUAACCACACCCCCCACAACGGCUACUCAAUCCAAGCAAGCGGCUUUCCAAACCACACAAGGAGCUACCCAAAAAGUCACCGACAAAAUAACCACCCAGACUGUAAAAGCAACCACAUCAGAUGAUAUAACACUCUCAGCAUCACUUUCCACUGAACUUAUUGGUAAAUUUGCUCAGAACAUGUCACCUCCUUUUCAUGGCAUAUUGGUGAUUGAACCGGGGCCUGAGUUUGUCCACCAUAACCAUCAGAAAGGCUGGGUGUAUGUGUGGUUUCUGCCCUCAAACACGGCUUUGGCUGGGUUCCUUAUGUUCUUUCACAUCCUUCUAGUAGCUGCAGGGUUGUCGCUCAUCCUUGCUACCAUGUAUGGCAUGUAUCGCCUCCACAAGGCCAUGUAUAAGCUAAAGUCUGAGUGUGCUCGUAAUGAGGCGUAUUCUCACAGCCUCUCCUGGGUAACAAUGCAUGGAGGGAUUUACUGUUUCUCCAUGAACUGGGUGUCCCCAGCUUUCACAGGCUUGAAUCCAGAUGAGUGUUUCUUUGUGGAUGCGAGUGGAUCACGCAGCUUUCUCCACAGAGGAAGGGAGGACGCACAUAAAGGACGACCACACCGACUCACUGUCUCUGUUCAGGGAUCGCAGCACGAGAGGGCAAUAAUGGAGCUGCCAAUGACACUUCCUGUAUUCCUACUUCUCAUGUCCCUCAGUGUUGUCUGGGCAUGUCCGGAUGGAUGCCAAUGUAAAGAAAGCACGGUCCAAUGUUUUGGCCUGUCAGACUUCCCCAUGCCGCUGCCGUCAUCUGCCACCAAACUCUAUUUCACAACAUGCCGUUUUAACUCUCUGGAGCCAGAACACAUGACGAAUUCGUUGGAUGUGUUGCUGAUUAAAAAUUCUCUUUUGAGGGAAGUGCGCCCUGGCACAUUUGAUUCAACACCACAUAUCGGGUCCUUAGUGUUAACUGGUACCCAACUGCAGGAUCUGCCAGAAGCCUUGUUGAAAAAUCUGCAGAAACUUGAGACUCUGACACUAAGUAUCAACAAGCUCUUAGUACUUCGCCCUCAGUGGUUUUCCCUGUUGACCGAGCUUAGAAGACUUGACCUUAGUAAGAAUAUUUUCACUGCAGUACCUGUGGAAACUUUUCAUCCACUGAAACAGUUGAGCUACCUUUCCCUUUCUGGUAACAAAAUUAGUCAGCUAUCUAGAGAAACCUUUAAGGGUCUUUCUCAGAUUAUAACUUUACGCCUUAAUAAAAACAUGCUACAUGAGCUUCAAGUUGGUACUUUGGAUGACCUUGUAAACCUGGGAGAGCUGUCACUACAAGACAAUCAAAUCACUCACCUCCACCGUGACCUGUUCUCCAAGACUCCAAAACUCCAGAAGCUGUUUCUCUCCAACAACAAGCUCACAUCUCUCCCAGAAGGGAUCUUCCUAAACUUGCCAAAUCUUUCCCAGAUCUCCCUGUAUGAAAACCAGCUGGAGACUCUGGGUCCAAGGGUGUUUGGGCCCAUGGCCCUUCAAGAGUUGUGGCUGUAUGACAACAAGCUGAGUCGUGUGGAAGAUGACACGUUCAGGAACCUGACUCAGUUACGCCUCCUGGUCCUCAGUCGUAACCGGAUUAGUUAUGUAUCCACCAGUGCAUUUAGAGGAUUGGAACAGCUGGGAGAGGUAUCCCUGCACACCAAUCUGAUCACGACCCUGCAAGCUGGGACUUUCCAGGUGCUACCUAAACUGGUCAACAUUUCUCUGGAACAUAACUUCAUCAAGUUCCUCCCACAUGGUUUCCUUCAGGGUCUGACCCACCUGGGACAGAUAGACCUGCGAAACAAUUCCCUCCCUAACCUACCACAGGAGAGUUUAGACGCCCUCACUGCAUCAAAGGAAGUACUCCUUCAGCAAAAUCCCUGGAGGUGUGACAAGGAUAUUCUGCCACUUAGGGACUGGUUGAAGCAGCACCCAUCAAAGACCAACCAAAGCCUUGUGCUCUGUGACACUCCUUCCAGUCUGAAUGGCGAGAUGAUUGCUUUGCUGGCAGAUGAGAACCUGGUAUCUCUCAGCUCUACUCAGGAGCCCGUGCUGACCUCAACAGAGAAAAGGAGGAGGCCACACACACCUCCAGCCAAAAGAAGCACUCCCUCACCUGCUGUCAAGACGACCCCCACCUCAGAGUAUGAAGAGGUAACCAGCAGUGGACAAGGGAAUAAUGGAACCAUUUCUCGUGAUAUUUCAAUCACCCUAAUUGUCAUCGCAGUAGUGUGCACUGUCAUCAUCAGCACUGUAAUUAUCAGCUGUAUUUGCUGGAGGAGAAAUAAGAGUGGCAAAGGGAAUAUAGGCCGCAGGAGUAAAAACUCUGUGCUGUAGACUGCAAUUCAGACAAAGCACACUAAGAACUUUUAAAGGGCGACUUUGAAAAGUUGGUAAUCGAGCCUCAAAGACACCAGAAAGUUCAUUAGCUUUCAGUUUUAUUCUUCAGAUUUACCCCUCAGUGUGUCUUCCUGACUGUGCUUCUUUGAAAAAAGAGAUGCCAUCUUAAAUACUAACUGUAACAACAAACGCCUUAACGACUUUUGGCCAACCUGGACAUAUUUGUGAACAUAAACUGAAACAUGCUUCGUUUGUUGUGUUAACCUCCCCACCGACUUUUUUUUCAUUAACAAUUGUUGCAGCUUGACAGCUGAUUUUGUGCUAACAACCCAACAUUUAGCAAACAGUUGAACUUCUUUGCAAAAGGGCUACAAUAGACAUACAAAAGAUGUAAUAUGGAGUUUACUAUACUACACAUCACGCUUCAACAGCCGGAAUAAAUGCAACACUUCUAGUGAGAGCAUGUGCACACUGUGUCUCUUAUUUACUGAGCUUCACUAGUCAUCCUAUGUUUGACAGGUCUGACAUUAUUUAUAUAAGUAUAUGGCAUUACAUUGUUUCAUGUUUGAAUUCUUGUUAUAAUGACUUUAAACACAUAUGAAAGUUUUCAGCAUGACACUGACAUAGUGGGUUGUACAUUUAAUAAAAUAUU
This is a messenger RNA of Oreochromis niloticus (Nile tilapia), 5051 nucleotides long. RefSeq lists its product as uncharacterized. Gene Ontology annotation, molecular function: protein binding. The record is from RefSeq and is a predicted model, not a curated record. The transcript has 5 exons. The coding region runs from base 506 to 4396 and encodes 1296 amino acids. NCBI's taxonomy places the organism in Eukaryota, Metazoa, Chordata, Actinopteri, Cichliformes, Cichlidae.